AUGCUUUCCGUCGUAUCAUUACUCAUACUACCCCUCCUCAGCCUCGCCCUACACGCCUCCGCCCUCCCUCGAAUCCAACAAGAACAGCCUAUUCUCUCUGAAAUAGGACCCCUCCCUCUCGUAAUAUGGCAUGGCCUAGGCGAUGAUUAUGGCAACGAUGGCCUCAAGCACGUAGCUAGUCUUGCUGAAGAUGUCGUUCCGGGCACCUACGUCUACAUCGUCACCCUUGGCAACUCGCCUACGGCGGACCGCGAAGCCACCUUCUUUGGCAACAUCACCACUCAGUUGCAUGAGAUCUGCGAAAGUAUAGGCAAAGACAAGAUCCUCAGCACCGCACCGGCCAUCAAUGCCCUGGGAUUCUCACAGGGUGGCCAAUUCCUCCGCGGAUACAUCGAGCGCUGUAACUCGCCCCCAGUCCGCAACUUCGUCACUUUCGGGAGCCAGCACAACGGCAUUUCCAGCUUUCAGUCCUGCAACACCACUGGUGAUUGGAUAUGUAAGGGUGUAGAGGCGUUGUUGCGAUUGGGCAGGUGGUCCAGCUUCGUCCAGUCAAGACUCGUGCCUGCGCAAUACUUCCGGAAUCCAGAAGAAAUGGACGACUACCUAGCCUACAGCAACUUCCUGGCGGAUAUCAACAACGAACGGUCCGUGAAGAACAAAACGUACAAGGAGAAUUUGGCCAAGUUGAAUAAGUUUGCAAUGUACAUGUUUGAGAACGAUACGACAAUGGUGCCGAAGGAGUCCGCGCAUUUCUCUGAGGUUAAUACAACAGAUGGCACGGUCACGCCGUUGAAGAGUAGAGUGUUGUAUCAGGAGGAUUGGAUUGGCUUGAAGGAGUUAGAUGAGCAGGGGAAGCUCGAUUUUAGGACCAUCUCUGGUCAACACAUGCAAUUUUCGGACCAGACACUGCGUGAGGUUUUACAGGAGUAUUUUGGGCCUAUUGAGCUGGGAGGUGAGGUCGACGCGGUGUGGACCGAUCUGGAGGUGCAGGCUGUUCUUUUGGAUGAAUGA
Molecule: messenger RNA, 1011 nt
Organism: Paracoccidioides brasiliensis Pb18
Exons: 1
Coding region: 1-1011 (336 amino acids)
Cellular component (GO): lysosome
Molecular function (GO): thiolester hydrolase activity; palmitoyl hydrolase activity
Source: RefSeq, a predicted model, not a curated record